This is a messenger RNA of Aphanomyces astaci, 1570 nucleotides long. RefSeq lists its product as hypothetical. The record is from RefSeq and is a predicted model, not a curated record. Lineage: Eukaryota; Oomycota; Saprolegniomycetes; Saprolegniales; Verrucalvaceae. Bases 4 to 1506 code for a protein of 500 amino acids. The transcript has a single exon.
GACAUGCUGCGUGUGCUUCGUGUCCGACUGACGACGCCAGUCGCAGCGUUGUUCUCGACGACAUCCACGAAGAAGCGGAACUUCAACGAGAUGGUGAAUGCUCUGCAUGUCUUUAACCAGAAACAUGGCCACUUUGUCGUACCGCCACAGUACCAGCACGUGCUCGAGGACGGCGCUACCAACGGCACUGCAGCCUCGGAGCCGUACCCACUCGGUCGAAAGCUGCGAGGACUGAUUCGCAAACUCACCAAAUUGUCGCCGUCCCAAAGAAAACAACUAGCGGCGAUUUCGUUUCCUGUCGAGUGGCAGACAUACUACUUGCGGCAGGUCAUCCUGCCCGCGCUCGCAACCUUCCAUAGCCGGUAUGGUCAUGUCCGCGUCCCUCUCACGUUUGUCGUGUGUAUGGAGCAUGCAGAAGAACAAGAUAUAGGCAAUCAUCGUCCAUGGCCUCCUGUAUGCGCCGGGCUUCGACUUGGCCAUCGCGUGAGCCAGCUCCGUAUGCACGCGGCCGACCUCGACGCCGACGACGUCGCCGCCCUCAACGCGCUGGGGUUCGUGUGGAACGUCUAUACCGACCGUCUGCACCAGGUCAUCCUCCCGGCCCUCGUCGUCUAUCAAUCUCUCCACGGGCAUCCCCACGUUCCGCUGCCAUUCGUUGUGCCUUCGGACGACUCGACAUGGCCCCAGUUCCUCCACAGGUUCCGCCUCGGGAAUGCCGUCCCAGCGUUGCGGUCCAGCGACGAUCCCGCCGUCCGCGCCGCCCUUGCCGCCGCCGGCAUCGACCUCACUCAGUCCAAAUCCGACUUCAAAUGGACGAGCCAAGUGCUGCCUGCGCUGGAAACGUUUGUGCGCUUACGAGGCCAUUGCGAUGUACCGCAGGCCUUUGUCGUGCCUGCCAACGACCCGGACUGGCCGGUCGCGACGUGGUCAUUGUCCCUCGGUCUGAUCGUUCGCAACGUGCGACGAGGCCACGCUUACGCCGGCGUCAUGCACAAGCAAGUGUUGACGUCGCUUGGGUUUCUGUGGAAUUUCUCCGACAAAUUGCACUUUCAAUUGCAUCGGCAGGUCCUGCCCGCCCUCGCGACGUAUCGAUCCGAGUUUGGCCACGUGAGUGUGCCCAGCACCUUUGUCGUGCCGGCGGCAGACCCGUGGCCCCGGCUGGCCCACGGGUUCGCCCUCGGGGGGUGGAUCGCCCGACGGCGGACGGACGUCGGGACCUUGCCGCAUGAGACGCGGUUCCUUUUGGAAGAAGCCGGACUCACGUGGCGCCACUUUGACGUCCGGUUCCAGCAACUCGUGUUGCCAGCGUUUCAAACGUAUGCGACCGUGCACGGCAGUUGCCGUCACAUGUCGACGGCGUUCGUCGUACCGAGCGAAGCCCCGUGGCCGGCCAACACGUGGGGACUCAAUUUAGGUGGCACGUUGUGGCACAUUCGGAACGGCGACAGCUUUGUCAGUGACCCUAACAAACGGCGGAUGCUGCGGCAAUUAGGAGUCCUCGAGUGAUAGCUAACUACUUCGAAGUACAAAAUAUGGCUACCUAUCCUGGCUGAAAUCAGUGAAAAAUCGC